AAGGGGGGGGCGGGGCUUAAACGUGGCAGGGCGGUUUCUGUUCUUUCUGUCAGGCAAAUCAUGUCUGCGACAGUGGGGGAUUCUCCUUCGCUCGCUGUCUCCUCUUCCCGGCCGUCGGGGGAUGCCGACUUGGGGUCCCCUCACAUAGCGGCGCUGGUCCUGGCUCGAGGCGGCAGCAAAGGGAUCCCGCUAAAGAACAUUAAGCUCCUGGCUGGCGUUCCGCUGAUUGGUUGGGUAGUGAGGGCAGCCCUCGACUCCGGCGCCUUCCAGAGUGUGUGGAUUUCCACGGAUCACGAUGAAAUUGAGAAAAUUGCCAAGCAGUUUGGAGCUCAGGUUCAUCGGAGGAGCUCUGAAGUGUCUAAAGAUUCUUCUACUUCUUUGGACACCAUUGUGGAGUUUCUCCAAUAUCACGAGGAGGUUGAUGUUGUAGGGAACAUUCAAGCAACUUCCCCUUGCCUGCAUCCCACCGACCUGGUCAAAGUGGUCAAAAUGAUCCGUGAGGAUGGCUUUGAUUCGGUCUUUUCAGUCGUGCGGCGGCACCAGUUCAGAUGGAGUGAAAUUAAAAAAGGAGUCUGCGAAGCAACCGUCCCGCAAAAUCUGAAUCCUGCCAAGCGUCCUCGGCGACAGGACUGGGAUGGGGAACUUUAUGAAAAUGGAUCAUUUUACUUUGCCAAGAGGGCCUUAAUUGAAAAGGGAUAUUUGCAGGGUGGGAAAAUGGCAUACUACGAAAUGCGAGCUGAGCAUAGCGUGGACAUAGAUGUGGAUAUAGAUUGGCCUAUCGCGGAGCAACGGGUCUUAAGAUAUGGCUACUUUGGGAAAGAUACCUUAAAGGAAGUGAAGCUUCUGGUUUGUACCAUUGACGGAUGCCUCACCACCGGCCACAUCUACAUCUCGGAAGACGGAAAAGAGAUGGUUUCCUAUGAUGUCAGAGACGCUGUUGGAAUCAGUCAGCUUCAGAAAAGAGGCGUCGAGGUGCAUCUGAUCUCCGAGAGAGACUGUUCCACCAAGGGGCUCUUCACCUCGAAGUUGGGCUGUACCGUGGAAGUCGGGGUGAUAGACAAGCUGGGCGUCGUGGAGAAAUGGCGGAAGGCCAUGGGGUUGUGCUGGAAAGAGGUGGCAUACUUAGGAAACGAAGACUCGGAUGUGGAGUGCCUGAAAAAAGCCAGCAUGAGCGCCGUCCCUGCAGAUGCUUGUCCGGCUGCGCAGAAAGCGGCGAGCUACAUUUGCAGGUCCAAUGGUGGCCGCGGGGCAGUUCGCGAGUUCGCCGAACACAUCCUCCUUUUGAUGGAAAAGGUUAAUUCGGCUGGAAAAAACUUGGGCCGACCAAGCUAGGAAGUCGCCUCCAAGCAGCGUCGGCUCUGGGAGAGAUGGAAUUCUGCUUCGUUGAUUUUGCUGGGGGGUGUCUUUCCUCUGCUUGGCUUUUGACAUUUCCAGAUUUCCAAAAAGGACCGGGAUGAGAAUCUUCAAAAUAUCUGCUUUAUUAUUGUUAUUAUUAUUGCACUGUGGUUGAAAUCGUUACUGAAUUGAUGCAGACCCAGAGUGGCAGGAAAACCCAAUAAACCCAAAGACAUGCUAAUGCCAGAUGUGUCUAUGGAGGUUCUCGGUCAUCCAGGUCAUGGUUGUCCCAAGAGGCAACUGGACUUUCUUGGUUUUUCUUUUGGUUUUUCUUUUCUCAUCCAAGAAGCUUCUUCAGCUCUGACUGGAUGGUGGAGAAUGGAAGGAUUUAUAUUCCUUGCAGACAGCUGGUCAUUUGCAUCCUUUUAGCGGGACGUUGAGGCCACUUGGAGGUUUAUCGGUGUCCUCAAGGUCACUUGAGUAAUGCAAAUGGUUAUGGAGACUUCUUGGAAGUGGUUGAAAGGACUGUGUUGUAGAGUGGAGAUAGAUGAUGUUGUAUCCUUCCCCUCUGUUGAGAGAAAGCUCUUCAAUUUUGACAUAAAUGGCCUAUUUGGCCCCUCUUUCAAACUAGGGAGGAUCCUUCCGUCCCCCACCAUCCAGUCAGAGCUGAAGAAGCUUCUUGGAUGAGAAGCAAAACAUCUUCAAAAAAAAAUGCCAAAAAGUCUAGUUGCCUCUGGAAAAAAUAUUGCCAGACUCAUUUCCUAGAAGGCUUAAAAUGUUUAUAGCCUUAUUCCCUGAGAUUUUUAUUUUAUUUCAUUUUAGGUUUGUUUGUUGGCCUGUUUGUUUUUGUAGCCUGAUCAUUUCGGCAAAAAUAACUUGGCUAAAAAUAGAAGCAGUAGGAAAAAAUGCUUGGUUUUUAUUUUUUGUUUUUUUUUACUCUGGCUACAGUGCCAUGCCAUUAUAUAAGGAAUUGAUGACCGUGUAUGGACAUCAAAUGGAACUUAAUAUUUUGCCAGAGGGUGUUUUCAAAGUCCUGAAGCCUCCUGACAAGUAGGAAUGUACAUUCUUGAUUUUAUGUUCCAGAUGUGUUUCUCCGUAGCAAGCUUUAUUUUGUUGUUGACCUAGAUUGGCUCCUCUAAGCCAACAUUUUCCAAUCUUGGCAACUUUAAAACCUAUGGACUUCGACUCCCAGAAUUCCCCAGUCAGCCAUCUUGACUGGGGAAUUCUGGGAGUUGAAGUCCACGUGUCUUAAAAUGGCCGAGAUUGAGAAACGCUGCUCUUAAGCUAAUCCUGUCACGUGUUUAAUCGAGGGACAUCAACUUUGGGGGCGUCUGAAGUUGCAAAUAAUAUUUGGGGAGUGGGGAAAGGCAGAGAGGCAGGGCAGUGAUGUUGACUGGUUAGAGUUCUAUCAUUUCCUUUCCUGAAUUUGAGGAAGGACAGAUUCGGGCAUGUGGUAAAUUUUUAACAGUUUAUGGCAAUGAUAAAGACUUCCGUUGUGAUUUCCUUGGGUGAGCUGUUGAUGGGAUGACCCAGGUCAUCUGCUCGGCUACAUCACUGACCAAAGUCUUCCUCCUUCUGAGCUCCUUGACAAGUUCUCCUCCUGAUGUUUCACCACCUUCCCCCAGGGCCUAGAUUAGCGGUGGACAACGAUGGCCCCUUUUAUGACUUGUGGACUUCAACUCCCAGUAUUCCAGAAAGACCCUUUUAUGA
Molecule: messenger RNA, 3045 nt
Organism: Notechis scutatus (mainland tiger snake)
Lineage: Eukaryota; Metazoa; Chordata; Lepidosauria; Squamata; Elapidae
Gene: CMAS
Product: cytidine monophosphate N-acetylneuraminic acid synthetase
Molecular function (GO): N-acylneuraminate cytidylyltransferase activity
Source: RefSeq, a predicted model, not a curated record